CACACGCAAGACGUAUCAGGAAAGACGCUGGAUUGUAUUUGAUUAGAUAGGAAGACACCGCCGCUAUUUAGCGCCAACUUUCGGGGAGGCAACACGCGUGGAGGAAUAGCGCGCAGACUCCAGCAGCAAGUGCUUCAUCCGUGCACACUCCACUGGCUGAUCUCCAUGUAUAAGAUGGAUUACUCCUACCUGAACUCCUAUGACUCCUGCAUGGCAGCCAUGGAAGCGUCGGCCUACGCGGACUUCAGCUCGUGCAGCCAGGCCAGCUCCUUCCAGUACAACCCCAUCCGGAGCGGACCCUUCUCCAACCCAGGGUGCACCCCGCUCAGCACGGCCAGCUGUACCCUGGGGGCCCUGAGGGACCACCAGCCAGCUCCUUACUCAUCAGUUCCUUACAAGUUCUUCUCAGACCCUUCGGGCCUGAAUGAGAAACGAAAGCAGAGGCGCAUCCGAACCACAUUUACCAGCUCGCAGCUAAAGGAGCUGGAGCGGGUCUUUGCAGAGACCCACUACCCAGACAUUUAUACCCGAGAAGAGCUGGCUCUGAAGAUAGACCUGACAGAAGCCCGAGUACAGGUGUGGUUUCAGAACAGGCGCGCUAAGUUCCGCAAGCAAGAGCGCGCCGCCAACGCCAAAGCCAACAGCUCUGGUGGCGCGGGGGGCAACACGACCACCAACGGCUCUGCAGGAAAGAAGGGCGGAGAGGCCAGAUCUUCAUCAGAUGAUGAUGAGUCCAAAGAAUCCACCUGCAGCCCCACGCCCGACAGCACCGCCUCCCUGCCCAGCUCCGCCAACGGCAACCUGGGCAGCCCCUCCAGCCUGAGCCCCAGCCCGGCUCCGACCAACAGCGGCUACGCCUCCAGCUCUCCGGUUCUACAGGGCCUCAAAGCGCCCAGCUGGUCCAGCCUGGGGCCGUCCAACCCAGCUGUGGCUCAGCCCGCCGCCCAGACGCAGGAGAUUCUGAAGGCCUGGCAGCCGGCGGACAGUAUGACGGGGCCUUUUGCCGGAGUCCUCUCCUCCUUCCACAGAAAACCCAACGGCACCAUCAAGACAAAUCUGUUCUGAAGCACAGAAGGAGCAAAGUCAAGAGAGAUGUUCUACAACUGGGACAGUCGGGAUGUUUUGGGGCUAAUCGGACUCAAACCUCAUCUGUCACACAUGUCGUCAUGCGCUCACCACAGAACACACACAUGCACUACAACAGAGCUCAUGAGCAUGCUGGUCAGGUACCAGUUCUAAGCAGAAGUCCAAACAUUUCCUGGCGACUUCCUCAGAGCACAGCAGAAGGAAGAGGAGCCCCUAAAUCCAAUUAGAGGAGACCCUCACUUCAUCCCUUCCUGCCUCUUUACUGUAACAAGCCCCGUGACCUCCCUCAAUGUGACCCCCUGGUGCUUUCAGGCCCAUCACGCCCAACAGUAGCUACUUUGUUCACAUGCCGCAACUUCAGGCUCCUUCUUAAGUGUUUUUACAUGUAAAAAAAUAGUUAUUACAGACAUGUUUUUUUAAACUUACAUGACUGCAAGAGUAUUUCCCGUUCACACGUUCUCCCACUUCGGAGAAGGCGCCCCAUAGAUGAUGAGUCAGCUCUUUUUUUCCCCUGAAAGAGACAGAAAUAAGGAUGGCAGUCAUCCUGUAGUGACAGAUGAGGUUUCUCCUGUGUUACAGAUAUUGAGAUGUUCCUCUUCUUCUCAAGAGACUCGCGCUUCAUCUCUUGCAAUCCUCUGACUGCCGUAUCUACUGAAAAAGGGACAAUAUUAGUAUUUAUUAUUUUUUAAAUGUGUCACAAUAGAAUUUUCUUUAAAAAAAAAAAAAACGGCUCAUGACAUUUUGUGACUAAAUCCUGUAAUAUAAAAUAUGAGAGGAAGACACCACAUUUUUGUUUUCCAGAUUGAUUUCCGUCUCACAGAAACUGCAGUGAACGACACAUUAUAGCACUACUCUGAUUAUUCUAAUAAAUC
Molecule: messenger RNA, 1958 nt
Organism: Dunckerocampus dactyliophorus (ringed pipefish)
Lineage: Eukaryota; Metazoa; Chordata; Actinopteri; Syngnathiformes; Syngnathidae
Gene: phox2a
Product: paired like homeobox 2A
Exons: 3
Coding region: 166-1065 (299 amino acids)
Biological process (GO): regulation of transcription by RNA polymerase II
Molecular function (GO): RNA polymerase II transcription regulatory region sequence-specific DNA binding; DNA-binding transcription factor activity, RNA polymerase II-specific
Source: RefSeq, a predicted model, not a curated record